This is a messenger RNA of Batrachochytrium dendrobatidis JAM81, 1305 nucleotides long. RefSeq lists its product as uncharacterized. The transcript is spliced from 3 exons. NCBI's taxonomy places the organism in Eukaryota, Fungi, Chytridiomycota, Chytridiomycetes, Rhizophydiales. The coding region runs from base 1 to 1305 and encodes 434 amino acids. The record is from RefSeq and is a predicted model, not a curated record.
AUGUCCAAUGGGGCAUUUUCCAAGUCUUAUGCUUCAGAUAGGCAUCCAUCGACUACAAGGUCGGAUCAAUCCCAUAUUCGAUUUCUUGGCCACGUUAAUCAAUGGUUUAGAAACAUGUUUCUACCUGUUGGAUAUCCCUCAUCUGUACAUGCUUGCUACAAAAAGGUUCACAUGUGGUUAUUUGCAGAGAAUGUGGCUGGAAGUGCUAUCAGCGUACUAACUGCUCAAGCUAUGUUGACUUCGAUUGGAGCAUCAACAGCCGCGCAUGAAACUGCUGCUCUUGCCAUUGCAGUGGACUGGGUUCUUAAAGACGGUAUAGGUGAACUAGGAAAAAUGCUCAUGAUCCAACGUUUUGCACAUCAGUUUGACACGCAUCCAAAACGGUGGAAGCUUUAUGGAGAGGCAUGUUCAAUCUCGGGUGCUCUGAUGCAACUUGCAACCUGUAUAACCAAUCCUCAUCAUUUCCUUUUUUUUGCUUCAAUUGGCGUGGGUUUGCGAUCUAUGCACUAUUCAAUUUGGGCUGCUACACAUACCACGUUUACAAGAAAUAUGGCUACACACAAUGGUGUAAAUGUUGGGGAUAUCGUCGCCAAAGCAGACUCACAGUUAUCACUUGCUCAUUUACUAGGAAUGGUAAGCGGGAUUGGUAUGCUUGCAGUCUCAUUUCAACCUGCUGCAUUGUUUGCCUGGUUUAGUGUACUCUCUGCAAUACAAAUAGUUUGUACAGGACUGCUUUUACGAGAAGCUCGUUUUGAAGUCUUGGAUCAAUAUCGACUGGUGUUGAUUCCCCGCGAAUUCAUGUCUGAAAAAAAUGCCUUGCGCAUACCAACUUUGGAUCAAGUUGUUCGAUUUGAAAACUGGCUCAAUGAAGGAUUGUCAAAGGGGCAAGUCGUAACUGACUUGUCAAUCGGUGUCACUGUUGAUGAUGCAUUUAAACAUAGUCGACUAAGUCACGCUUUGCAGAUUUUCAAAAAUGGAAAAUACUUGUUGGGAUUCAAGCUUGCCGAUUCUACGCAUUCUCAAAUUAAAGUAUAUGUAGUGCUACACCAAAGCAUUCAACCAGUUCAUGUUAUUCAAGCAGCCUUUCAUGCAGUGAGAUUUGAAAAGGAAAUCAUUAGACAAACUCAAUCAACCGGAGCUCCGAUUUCACUUCACGACGCAGAAAAUAUUUUGGAAUCUUCACUUGCUUGGACAUUAGAUAAUUUUCCAGCAUAUCUCGAUGGACUUGAAGAACAAAAGUGGAAGACAGAUCUAAUCAUUUGGGGCGAUCGAGGUAUACGUGUUGUUUGGGAUAUUGAAGAGUAA